AUGCCGGAUCCAGCAAAACAGGAACUGAAUUUAAAGGAAUUACACUCAUGGACAGAUUUUUACCAUGAAUUAGAAAGCAGCACGGUAGAAUGUACAAAUAAAUGCAAGAGCAAUAUAGCAUGGAUUUCAAGUAAGUGUUCGGGAAAUAAAUGUAAUGUUAAAGAAGAACAAAUUAAGAAAGCAGCUGGUUAUGCAUACGGAAAGUAUGAAAAAGGCGAAAGCAAAUUAUUCAAAGAGGAACCCUUUUAUUUCUUAUAUUAUUGGAUUGGUGAUAAAUUACCCAAAGGCGGCGACAAAGAUACCGAAUUCCGAGGUAAGAUCAAAUCUAUAUGCGAAGAGAUAAAUAAAUUCUGUGAGGGAGGGAAAUGUGGAAUUCCUUGUGAUGAUCUUGAUAAGGUUAUUUUCAAUCACAGGAAAAAAGUGUUCGAUUAUUCCUAUGAUUAUAAUUACGUAGAGAAGGAUUUACUUCAGGGAGAUGGGCCCACAUGUGAAGGAGGAUGGUCGGAUUACCGGGAGGGAGUUUCCUUAGCAUGUACUGCUGUGAACACAUACUGCGAUAAUCCUGCAAAUAAAAGUGGUCAAUAUUGUAAAGAAUUCAGGAAAAGGUACGCGCUUCCCUGUAAUACAGCGGAACUGUUAGAACUCUACUGUGGAAAAAAUUUUGAUCUGCAAUCUGAAAGAAGAAAUGCAGCAGAGGAAGCACAAAGAGCAUCCCUUCAAGCAGAAGCAGAAUUAAAUGAAGCUGUUCAAGAAGAAAAGGAAGAUCUACCACCCGACAACAACAACAACAACAACAACAACAACAACAACAACAACAACAACAACAACAACAACAACAACAACAACAACAACAACAACAAUUGGACGACUCUACCACCGAUGGGUCCACAGUAA
Messenger RNA from Plasmodium coatneyi, 894 nucleotides. RefSeq names its product KIR-like protein. The transcript is spliced from 3 exons. The record is from RefSeq and is a predicted model, not a curated record. Gene Ontology annotation, molecular function: GTPase activator activity. Bases 1 to 894 code for a protein of 297 amino acids. Lineage: Eukaryota; Apicomplexa; Aconoidasida; Haemosporida; Plasmodiidae. Gene Ontology annotation, cellular component: neuromuscular junction; plasma membrane.